ACACUUUGUCCAUUGUCCUCGACCCUCUCUCCAACGCACUCGCUCCCUUGCUUGCCACCAAUCGACCACUGCAGCUGCUCAAAGAAGGUCGAGCUCGUUACCAGCUCGCUACUCAGCUCGCUAUUCAAGCCUGUUCCCAUCCUUUCCCCCCCCAACCUCCGCCCUCUCUGCGAAUGCAGCGGUAGCCACACGCCACUUUACGCAACACGCUCGUCUGCACCGCCUGGCCAUACCUUGGCCGCAGAGCGUAAGCGUCAGUAGGGGUAGCUCAUCCGACACGCUCUCAAGCGUGCUCAACGGUCAGCAGAAGGCUACCGAGGUCAGCAUAUAGCGCAUCCGAAUAGCCACAGCCUCCACAGCUGCUCGUCAGGGAUAAAUAGCUCCUCGGGCCGGCAUAGCAUAGGAGGUAUCACACAGUCUCCUAGCUGAGCCGCGUUCAAUCUGGACAUUGUCUGUCAGCAAGACACUUGGACAUCUGAAGAGCGCAGAAUGACAUCCUCGGACGCCUCGUCGGGCUCUGCGGUGAGAGAAGCUUCCAGUCCUAAGAGCGGGCUGCCCUCUCCCCCUUCGGCUGCAACCCUAGCUACAGCAGCCAGUGCCACAUCUCCACGGCCCCUCAAGCCAGCUGCUCGCAGGGCCUCCGUCGAUGCUCCGUAUCAUCAGGGCAGUAGAAGUGGACCUACGCCUUUAGUGCUCUCAGGAACCCCGUCGUCGCACAGCUUCCUUCAGGCAGCAUCCUCUUCAUCCCUGAAUCCUCCAAGCUCCUCGAGCUCCUCACCUACUCCCUCGGCCGGGCUUCCCAAUCUACCCCUCGCUUCAUCUCUACUUCCUUGGCAUCAUCAUCAGCAUCAGAGCAAGUACGGCGCACCCCCGUCUUCCUCGCCGGCGUCACUGGCGUCUUCACCCUUCGAGGUGGCGCAGCAGCAAGGAGGGGCCCUGCCAGGAGGAUCAGCAGCCCUGUACCCGGGAAGAGCGGCCUCAUUGCCUGGCAGUCUGCAUCAUCACCAGAGCCAGAGUGGCGGCAGACAUCAGCAGGUGCCCUCUCAUCAGCACCAGCAAUCGUUGCGGUCACCUCACUCGAGUGUCUAUAGCGGUGGUGGUGGAGGCAGCAGCGCCAGCAGCGCCGCAGGUGGCGCUUCCCUUUCGAUGGGAGCAGGCUACAGUCCUCAGACUCAACAGGCUCUGCAUUCGCCACUGAUGAGAGCAAAUCCUCAGGUUCGGAUGGCCAAUGGGGCAAAUGGUACGCUGCCAGCUGGGUACUACAACCUCUCUGGGAUCACUUCCGCUCAUCACCAUGGGCAGUCCUCCAUGUCGUACGAACGAUAUACCGCGGAGCUAACGAAUUGCAUCAUAGCGUUCCUGAGUCCGAUACUGCCUACAGAGGAGGAGUACAGGAUCAAGGAGGCAACAAGGCGGCAGCUCGAGCGCUUGGCGGCCAAAGUCAGUCCAGGUGCAAAGCUACUCGCCUUUGGUAGUAUGGCGAACGGGUUCGCCCUCCGUAAUUCUGACAUGGAUCUAUGCUGUCUCAUCAAUCGCUCAGGAGAUCAGGAGGUGCAUCCGUCUGCCUCUGAGCUGGUCGAAAUGCUGUCCAAGGUGAUACGAGAAGAGACGGACUUUAACGUUCUCGCCUUGCCCAAAGCUCGUAUACCCAUCAUAAAGAUUUCGAGAGGCUCGACCUCUGAGCUACCAUACGAGAUAUCGUGUGAUAUAGGAUUCGAAAAUCGGCUCGCGCUUGAGAAUACUCGCCUGCUGCUGAGCUAUGCGAUGGUCGAUCCUCCUCGCCUCAGAACCCUCGUACUCUUCCUCAAGGUGUGGACCAAGCGGAGGAAGCUCAAUUCCCCAUACACCGGAACGCUGUCCUCUUACGGGUAUACGCUUCUGGUGCUAUUCUACCUCACUCAUGUCAAGCGACCUGCUGUUUUGCCUAAUCUCCAGCGCAUUCCGCCUACUCGGCCCCUCGCUCCAGAAGAGGUAGAGCUGAACGGUCACAACAUCUACUUCUAUGAUGAUAUGGCCACCUUGAGGAAAGAUUGGCAGUCGCAAAAUACCGAGAAUGUCGCAGAGCUCCUAAUCGACUUCUUCAGGUACUUUGCCAAGGAACAUCCGUAUUCACGUGAGGUGAUCAGUCUCAAGACUGAGACUGGGAUGUUCGGCAAGGAUGCCAUCAUGUGGAAUGCUGAACUUUGCAUUGAGGACCCAUUCCAGCACGGCUACAAUGUCUCGAGGACUGUUACCAAGGACGGUCUCUACACCAUACGGGGCGAGUUCAUACGAGCCACUCGGAUAUUGCAGAACCGCAACCAGAGGGUCUCUGCACAGCUUGCCGAGCUAUGUGAAGAGAGGGAGGACUUUGUCGCACGAGCGCCCGAUACACCUCCGCUUCGUCAUAGGUAUCAGUCUGCGAAUGCGCCUUUCAACCCCCAUCACCAUACGUACGAUUCCCACUCGCAACAACGCAGGGGCAACACUGUCGGAUCCAGUGGCGUGGGCGGCUCCUUUGCCUUUGAGGAGAUGGCACGCGGACUGGGUCGUCAGAGAGGUCAGAUGGCCUAUCCGACUACCGCGAUGCUGGCGCCUCUUUCUCAGAGCGGCGGUCUGAGCCCUCUGCCGCAUACAUCAGGACUCAGGGUGAUGCGAGACGCAUCGACUCCGGCCUCCAGGUCUACUCCUCGUGCUGGUGCGAGUGUACCUCCAUCCACUCGAAGCGACGAUGGCAACGCCAGCGGCCCACCCUAUGAGGAGGGAUCUCGAGUGGCUCACGCCUCUGCUCGAACUUCGCCUACUUUUGCUUCGGCUGUCCCAGCUGGCGGACAAGGCAACAACGCUCUUGGAGAAGCUUGGGCUUUCGGCUCAGAGAUUGUCUUUGGGAGCGAGAAGUUCCGUUUGCAUCCUCAUCCUCGUCUGGCAAGCGUGGCUGGUGGUAGUACAGCUGCUCAAAACGGAUCAGCGAGGAGCGACACCUCAGCAAACCCUCAGUCGGCGACAAUGACUGCAACAGGGUCCUCGUCAUCGCAGCCGCCGUAUCAUGUGGACCUUCCUGCUACAUCACUGGCGGCAGCAGCAGCUGCUACCGUUGGAAACCGCGCCACCAGGUCUUUCUCGGACGGACAAAAUCGAUCCCAGUCACUCGGUCGACCGUACCGAGCCAAAGGCUCUACCCUGGGCGACAUCGACGGGACUCUUGCCAGCCUGCACCUCGCAGUAGACGAAGGAACCCCUAUGGGCGACUCGGGCGAGAGCAGCGGUCGAAUGUCUCCUACGGCCAGCUCUGAUGCUCCCAGCCACCUCGAAGCAGACGGAGGGGAGUCCUUUGCCCCCAUGCAGGAGUAUACGGCUGCCUGGGCCGAGAAGCAGCUAAGACAGCAACAUGCAUCAGCAGGGGAGCUGGACAAACAGGACUCCGUCUCUGCCUUGGGCUCGCUUUCAACGCCUGUGCUGAAUGGAGAGUCGUUUGAAGAGCCGGUGAGCGGUCAGCACACUAGCGCCGAGAUGGUCAUUGGAUCACCCUUGUCGGCCAAAGGCCACGUACAUGGACCCGGACUUGGACAGAGUGCCAGUCCACUGGUCAAUGGUCGCGCAGCAGCUUACGCUGGCGGUAUGAACAACGCUCCUGCGGACGAUGCGGGGAGCGAUCUCAGCGAGGGCGUACUGGAUGAGCUGAGCAGAGUCUCGGAGAUGGACCCGAGGGAGCUGGAGGGCUGAAGGUGCACCUGAUGCGGCAGUGGGUAAUGGCUGAAAGUUGAGAGCAGAAGACCUGAAGCACUCGGAUGCGGUGUGUCGCUUUCUCUGCGUUGUCGUUGCGCCCAUCUCGUCCAUCCAACCAUCAGCAUCCCUUCACAUUUCUUCCAGUCUUACUAUCAUUCUGUCCUCAUUCAUCAAUCAAUCAUCCAUCCAUCCAUCCAUCCAUCCUCAAUGCACAGCCCUCCCCGAUACUCUUCACGCAGUGCAAUCCUCUGAGAUGUGACCUCCUUCUCAGAGCCCAGCGGACGAUCCUAAAUUGGUUGUACGCUGAUAGGUUUUUGAUUGGGUGAAAUAGAAGUACAGUGUUUGCAUCGAGUCGCAGGAUUAGGCAAGUGAGGAAGAGAGGGACAGGGGAGAAAGUUCUCCUACUCUUCCCGGAGGAGCUUCUUCAGCUCGUCU
Messenger RNA from Microstroma glucosiphilum, 4140 nucleotides. RefSeq lists its product as hypothetical. The record is from RefSeq and is a predicted model, not a curated record. Gene Ontology annotation, biological process: RNA 3'-end processing. The transcript has 3 exons. NCBI's taxonomy places the organism in Eukaryota, Fungi, Basidiomycota, Exobasidiomycetes, Microstromatales, Microstromataceae. Gene Ontology annotation, molecular function: nucleotidyltransferase activity. The coding region runs from base 490 to 3702 and encodes 1070 amino acids.